This is a messenger RNA of Xenia sp. Carnegie-2017, 1695 nucleotides long. Its product is annotated as actin-histidine N-methyltransferase-like. Gene Ontology annotation, biological process: actin modification; peptidyl-lysine monomethylation; peptidyl-lysine trimethylation. The transcript has 17 exons. The record is from RefSeq and is a predicted model, not a curated record. Lineage: Eukaryota; Metazoa; Cnidaria; Anthozoa; Malacalcyonacea; Xeniidae. Bases 125 to 1600 code for a protein of 491 amino acids. Gene Ontology annotation, molecular function: histone H3K36 methyltransferase activity; protein-L-histidine N-tele-methyltransferase activity; protein binding.
GCUAAAAUUAUAAUCACCAUUCAUGAUUAUCCACUCACCUUAUUCAGUUUUAUUAUUCAAAACAAAAGUGAGGAGUAAGGACCAAGACUGCUGUGAUUAGUUCAAUAAUCCUCAAUAUUUAGAUAUGGGCAAGAAAAAGAAAAAUUAUAAAGACAGUGGCGUUGUAAUCAGUAAAUCAGAGGAGACCUUACUGUCUUCACUUCUCCAAAAAUCAAGUGCACUAUCAACUACAAAUGCUAAUGAACAGUGGAAAGAACAUUUAGAAAUAAGAGAUCUUAUUGAAAAAAUUGAGAAAAUUCAAGCAAAAACAGAUAAUGGCAAAGAAACAGCAAGAAGAAGUGAUUUUCUUGUGAAAUUUAAUGAAUGGCUUAAGGAAAAUGAAGCUGGUUCGAAAAAUGUUGAGGUGUUCUCAAUUUCUGACGAUGACUUUGGUGUUCGUGCGAUUAACACAUUUCAGGCUGGCGAAAAGAUAUUAAAUAUUCCUCGAAAAUUAAUCUUAACUUCAGAAUAUUCUUCAUUAACAUUUCUUGGAUCCAUCAUUGCAACAGAUAGAUUGUUGCAAGUUAUGCCAAACGUAGUUUUGGCCAUAAAACUACUUGACGAGUGCUACAAAGAUAAUUCGUUUUGGAAACCUUACAUUGACAUCCUUCCAAGAAAAUUUACGAUUCCUUUGUUCUUCUCUUUGGAAGAGCUCAGUUUGCUGAAAGGAUCACAGAUUUUGAAUAAAGUUCUUAACGUUUACAAAAGCAUAGCUCGACAAUACGCGUACCUUUAUCAAAUAUUUAAGAAAAUUCCUACAAACAACCAACUGAACUUUAUGAAAUCGUUUACAUUCAAGCAAUACAGAUGGGCUGUUUCCAUAGUGAUGACACGACAAAAUCAAAUACCAAAUCUCAGUGGAGACGAGCUAAAGCUGGCUUUAAUACCUUUUCUUGACAUGUGUAAUCAUCGUGAUGGUUAUUUAACUACGGAUUACGAUGUCAAUGCAGAUGCUUGUGUAUGUUAUGCACUGGAUUCGUGUAAACCUGGUGAUGAGGUUUUCAUAUUUUAUGGUCCACGAUCAAACGCCGACUUUUUUGUUCAUUCUGGAUUUUACUACGAAAAUAAUAAACACGAUUUGCUUCAUAUACAACUUGGAAUAAGUUCCAGCGAUCCUUUAUAUGUACUCAAGACUCAGCUUUUAUCUAAAUUGGCCAUUAAUCAAAAGAAUUUAGCUGUGACAACAAGACAAUAUGUGAUGACUAAAGACUUAUUGGCAUUUCUUAGAAUAUUUUGUAUUACAGAAGAAGAAAGUAAAUCAUUAAUUGGAGAAAAUGACGAGAAAUUUCAUGCAAUAUUUUACGAUGAAACUCAAAGAAUUAGUGAUGAAAAUGAGAUGAAAGUUUGGGAUUUCAUUCAGACAAGGUGCUCAUUAUUACUUCGAAUGUAUCCCACAACCAUUGAACAAGAUGACGAGAUGUUAAAAGCUUUCAACUUGAGCGAGAACAUUACUUUGGCAAUAAAACUGCGACGAAAUGAGAAGCUUUUGUUAUCACAAUGUACAGUGUAUUCUAAGGAGAUCAUAAAGAAAUUGUCAGAAAACUCUAAUAAGAAAUCAUAAAUGACUUUGUAAUGAUGAGCUAUAUAUAGUAGUUUUAGACACGACAUGUUGACGAGAAAAAAGAAUUUUAUGAGAUUUGUGAACAUUACAUUCAA